AUGCCUGUAAACACGUUUAUUCGAUGGGAAAAUUUAAUGGACAUUUUAACCCAUUAUGGUGUGAAUAAUAGUUUUAUGGAAACAUUUAAACAGACUGCUAAUAAUGAAAAAAUAAAUCUCUGUAUGCAAAAUGAAUUUAUCAGAAGCUGUCUGGAAAAAUGGUUAGAUGAUUCAAAAUUUAAUGAAAGUCUAAAAAAUUCAACCAAAUCUAAAGAAACUCGGCUAGCAGCUAAUGAAGAAUUCAAAAUGAAUCGGCUAGAGUUGUGUUGUAAACUUUAUACUAAAGCAGCUCAAUUUGCACCAUGUGAAAGUAUAGAAUUAGCAUUAGCGUUUUCUAACCGUUCAGCUAUGUACCUGAGGUUAAACAAAUAUCAAGAGUGUUUAAAAGAUAUUGAUGAUAGUCUAAAUAUAUUGGAAAAUUCAGAUAUUAAUGAAAAAGAAGUUAAUAAAGGUCAAUUAAUUAUUAAAUUGUUAAAACGUAAAAUUGAAUGUUUAAUGGCUUUGAAGCAAUAUGAAAGUGCUAAAACUAAUUGGGAAAAUAUAAUAGAAUUAUCAAAAAAUAUUUAUAAAAUACCAUUAGAAGAUCAAUUUAUCAAAAAGUGCAAAAUUUUGUUGGAUUAUGAUAAAAAUGAUUCUAAUGUAAAUACUGUUGAGCAUGUCAAUGAAAUGCUUACUGAAGAUCUAAUUAAAAAAACAUUGGAUAAAAAUGAAAUAACUCUUCCAUUUAAAUCUUCCAAAUUACAGCUAUGUUAUACAGAAGCUAAAGGAAGACAUUUUGUUGCUUCAACAAAAAUAGAAUAUGGGGAACUUUUAAUAUUUGAAAAUCCAUUUGCAUUUGUUUUACUACCAGAAUAUUAUAAUUCAUUUUGUUAUAAUUGUUGUGCGCCAUUAAAAUAUUAUUCUAUACCAUGUGAUAAUUGUUGCACUAUUUUGUUUUGUGAUAAUAAGUGUCUUCAAGAAGCAAAAAAUUCAUAUCAUCGUUGGGAAUGUAAACAGGGAACAUCAAUUUUUAAAUGUAUUGGCAUUGCCCAUCUUGCUUUACGUUUAACAUUAGAAACUUCUCUAGGAAACCGCAAUAAUGAACAAAUUUAUAAUCUUUUAACACAUAUUGAUGAUUUUAAAUCAUUAGAAUUGUAUCAAUACAGUCUGACUGCCACUCUUUUGCUUAUAUACUUGCAAAGGAAAACCGAUUUCUUUGAAAAACAUCCAAAUUUUAUGAUAAGUUCUGUGGGCAAUGAAUUACUACAUCAUAUGACAAGAUUAGUCUGUAAUGGAAAUGCUAUUUCAACUCAUAUGAUGUCAGAUUAUGAAUCAGGAUCCUUUACUUCAAUUAUUGAUGAAUCGCAACCACGUAUUGGAACAGCUAUAUUUCCUACUUCAAGCUUAUUAAAUCAUUCAUGCGACCCAAAUAUAUUUUCAAGUAAUAUACUGAAGUAUGUAGUUAUUAAAGCUUCACGAGAUAUAAACAAAGGAGAAGAAAUUACUAAUUGCUAUGGACCUAACUUUCGACGCAUGCGAUUAGUUGAUAGACAGGCUUCUUUGAAAGAACAAUAUCAUUUUGACUGUAAAUGUUGUAUUUGCAUGGAUCCACAAAAAGAUGAUAUGUUUUUUAAAAUAGUCGAGGGACUUGUAUGUUUAUCGUGUAACAAUGAAAUUUCAGCAACUUUAUCAGAUUUAGAUGUGAACGACACUGUUUAUUGUGAUUUAUGCCUUAAACAAUUUAGAACAUUAGAUUUUAAGAAACGAUUACUUAAAGCUGACAAAACUUAUAAUAAAGGAAUGAAACAACUAGAGGCAAGUAAUUUUUUAAAAGCAAUAAAUGUUAUUUCUGAAAGCUUAAGACUUUAUACUCUUGUUUUAAAUCAAAAAAACUCAAAUAUUGCUAAAUGUGAAGAUAGUUUAGCAAAAUGUUUUGCUUUAGCUGGAGACUUCGAGAAUUGUUAUAUGUAUUUGGAUAGAAGUUUUAAUGCAAUAGAAGAUCGCUUUGGCAAAAAUAGUUUAGAAGUUGCUUACGAAUUGGAUAAAAUGUCAGAUAUCAUGGUUAACAACCUAGACAUGAGAAAGAACCGGAAUUUAAUUCAUAAAGCAUUAGAAUACGUUCGGAGAUCAAUGAAAAUAUUUCAUGCCAAUUUAUCUGCAUGGGAUAUUCCGUACAGUGAAUCUGGUAUAGCAAAUAUCAAGUAUAAAGAAAAUAUAUUGUUACAAUUUUUGGAAGGUAGGUUUUGAAAUUUAUC
Rhopalosiphum maidis (corn leaf aphid) is the source of this 2234-nucleotide messenger RNA. Its product is annotated as SET and MYND domain-containing protein 4-like. NCBI's taxonomy places the organism in Eukaryota, Metazoa, Arthropoda, Insecta, Hemiptera, Aphididae. The coding region runs from base 1 to 2226 and encodes 741 amino acids. The record is from RefSeq and is a predicted model, not a curated record. Gene Ontology annotation, molecular function: protein binding. The transcript has 12 exons.